AUGGAUGAGGGCGACGAGUAUGUACCGCAGAUGUCGCAAUUGGGCGACUAUGGUGGAAUGGGUGGCAUGGGAAUGUCGCAAGGCCAACCACCGUCCGUUCCCGGCUACCCUUCGAUGAGCGGAGGUUUGACCCCGAUGAAUAAUCCAUACGAGCAACAAAUGAUGAUGAUGAGCCAGCCGUCGCAACCUGUACAAAAGCCUGCGCCAGCAUCGAAAAGUCGAUCUAAGAAGAAGCAAGAGAUGGAUCCCAUGCAAAGCAUGGCUGCUAUGUCAAAUAAUCCUAUGAUACGGCCAUCGAUGCAGCAGAUGGGAGGCAUGUACCCGCCCCAGAGUGGACAAAUGAGCAUGUACGGUGGAGCUGCUCCUCAACAAUCUCCGCACUUCCCUCCUCAAGGCGUUCCACCUGGUUAUCGACCACAAUACGCUCCUCAGCCUGGGUAUCCCGGAAUGCAGCAGCCAAUGUACACGGCGCAACAAACUCAACAACAGCGACCGAAUGCAUACGCAACACCACAGCCAACGAGUGCCAAUCAUUACGGAUAUGGAGCGCCAUCACAGAGUGGCUAUCCACCACAACAGUACCCUCCACCACAGAUGCGACCACAGUAUCCUCAAGGGCAACAAGCAUUACCUAUGCAAAAUCAGUAUUGGGAGCCUCAGCAGCAUCCGUACUACCAGCAACAGCAACAACAA
Molecule: messenger RNA, 693 nt
Organism: Cooperia oncophora
Lineage: Eukaryota; Metazoa; Nematoda; Chromadorea; Rhabditida; Trichostrongylidae
Source: the annotation of a GenBank genome assembly